AGCACAGCUUUCCUUGCCCAGCUAAUGAGUGAUCCCAUGCUCAGGGAGAAGAAGUUGCUUAAGAUUGUCUUACGCAUCUUGGAAGAAAGGUCACAGGAUAGAAACAGCAUUGUCCGUCAGAUGGUUGUAAGAGGCCUGGGAAAUAUAGUCGAUGGGGCGCCUGUGAAGGUGAAAAAGCACAAGAAGUUUCUUCUGGACAUACUGAUCAAGGCCUUAAAUGACACUUCCAGUUCUGAAGUGAUUGGCGAGAGCAUGAAAGCACUGGCCAAAGUCCUGAAGGAGCUGAAAGAGAAGGACAUUGGUUCUUCCUUCAAAGACCUCACCCAACAGAUCCAGACCUACUUUGACGAUGAGGAUGAUGCUCUUCGCUCAAUGGCCUUUGUCCUAUUUGGCAUCCUGGCUCAGUUAACAAAGAAAAAAUGGAAGGCCUAUUUUGCCAAGCAGGUUCGAAAGAGCUGGGUCACACUUCUGCUGCAUCUGCAAGACCCAAUCCCCAAGGUAUCAAUGAGACUCCAAAAUGUGAUCAAUAAGCACCUUGGUGGCACAGAUGAGCUGAAGCCUGAAGAGCUCCAGGUGGACAUUUGCAGACACCUUGCCAAAGAGAAUGCAGAGCUGCUGGAGAACUUGUACAGCACCACCAUCACAUACUUCAGUUGCAGCUGGGAAGAGAUCCGGGCAGUUGCCGCCAACUUAGCUGGCAUCAUCCUGGAACACACAGACACUCAGCGUAUGAAAUGGCUGGACCUGAAACAUCUGCUGAUGUCUCUCCAGGUCCUAGAGAAAGACCCAAGUCCCACUGUCCAGCUGGUGGCAACUGAAAUCCUAAGUGACAUCUAUUCUGGUGGAGUGCUUGAGGAAUGAAGCAGAACGAAGACAAACAGAACAAGGCGCUCCAGUGGUAUAAGGGCCCUACCAUCAAUCAAAUGUU
This is a messenger RNA of Mauremys reevesii (Reeves's turtle), 928 nucleotides long. Its product is annotated as maestro heat-like repeat-containing protein family member 2B. Bases 25 to 861 code for a protein of 278 amino acids. The record is from RefSeq and is a predicted model, not a curated record. NCBI's taxonomy places the organism in Eukaryota, Metazoa, Chordata, Testudines, Geoemydidae. The transcript is spliced from 8 exons. Gene Ontology annotation, cellular component: cytoplasm.